This is a messenger RNA of Agrilus planipennis (emerald ash borer), 1607 nucleotides long. Its product is annotated as myrosinase 1-like. NCBI's taxonomy places the organism in Eukaryota, Metazoa, Arthropoda, Insecta, Coleoptera, Buprestidae. The transcript is spliced from 8 exons. Gene Ontology annotation, biological process: carbohydrate metabolic process. Gene Ontology annotation, molecular function: beta-glucosidase activity. The coding region runs from base 32 to 1534 and encodes 500 amino acids. The record is from RefSeq and is a predicted model, not a curated record.
AAUAUGAGUGCAUAUAAGACGCUUGAAGUACAUGCUACCCUCAUUCAAUAUGGAAGUUAAUAACAAUGCUAUGUUUUCAAAGAUAAUUACUUUAUUUUGCUUGAUUGCAUAUAGAGAAUGUGCUUCAAACUACACUUUCCCUUCUGAUUUCCUGUUUGGUACUGGAACAUCUUCUUAUCAAGUUGAAGGAGCAUGGAAUGAAUCAGGAAAAGGUGAAAACAUUUGGGAUUUCAUAACUCACAACACUCCCGAAUUCGUUGAUGACAGAACUAAUGGGGACAUUGCCUGUGAUUCUUACCACAAAUAUGAAGAGGACCUUGCUCUAGCUAAAGACUUAGGAGUAAACUUUUAUAGAUUUUCUGUAUCUUGGGCCCGGAUAUAUCCAAAUGGUUAUCCGUACAAUCCGAAUCAAGAAGGAAUUGCGUACUACAACAAUCUUAUUGAUGCUAUUCUCGCUCAAAACAUGACACCUAUGUUAACCAUAUACCAUUGGGAUCUUCCUCAACGUCUACAGGAAUUGGGUGGUUGGACAAAUCCUUUAAUCGUGCAAUUAUAUACGGAAUACGCGAGAACUCUUUUGGAGAAUUUUUCUGAUCGUAUUAAAUAUUGGGUUACAUUCAAUGAACCUUACAUGGCUUGUAAUGCAGGUUAUGGUGAAGUAGGGUACGCUCCAGCCCUAGGCAUGUCGGGCAUAGCUGAUUACCUUUGUGCUCACAACUUACUAAAAUCUCAUGCUGCAGUUUAUCAUCUUUUUAAUGAUACAUACAGGACCAGAAAUAAUGCUACAAUGGGUAUCACCCUAAACUCUAUAUGGAUUGAUCCUGGUAGUCCUGAAGAAGAAGAAGCUGCUGAGAGAACCAGACAGUUUCAGGUAGGCUUGUACGCGAAUCCUAUUUUCUCAGCAAACGGGGAUUAUCCAGAAGUAAUGAAGGAGUACAUUGGUAAUCGAAGUGUUGCUCAAGGCUAUUCUAAAUCUAGACUUCCUCAGUUCACAUCAGAUGAAAUUGAAUUUAUUAAGGGAACGUUCGAUUUUCUUGGAAUGAAUCAUUACACUACCAGAUUGGCGAGGAAUUCACCACCAACUAACAAUAUGGUUUCAUUUAACAGUGAUAUGCAAACGGAGAUGUGGGUUAAUUCCAGUUGGCCAGGCGGUAGAGAGCCUAUUGUUCCAUCGGGUUUCCGAAAACUUUUGACGUGGAUUAAGAACACAUACAAUAACCCCAUCGUUUAUAUUACAGAAAACGGCUAUGGAGAUAACGGAGAAUUAGAUGAUUACGUCAGGGUGUCUUAUUAUGGGUCAUAUCUUGAAGCACUUCUGGAAGCUAUCAACGAAGACAAUGUUAAUGUACGAGGUUAUUCUGCGUGGAGUCUAAUGGACAAUUUCGAAUGGAAAUCUGGAUACACCUGGCGAUAUGGAAUUUAUUCUGUCAAUUUUACUGACCCAAAUCGUCCAAGAACAGCAAAAUUAUCAGCCACUUUUUACAAGAACGUCAUCGCCAACAGGGCAGUUGGGGACUACCCUUCACUAUCGUAAAAAUAUUCUGUGUUUGGAAAUACAUAUUUAUAUUUUAUUGAAUAAAACUUAAACAGAUAAAUUAUCUAAUUUU